This is a messenger RNA of Echinops telfairi (small Madagascar hedgehog), 3546 nucleotides long. It is a transcript of the gene TRIM62, whose product is annotated as tripartite motif containing 62. NCBI's taxonomy places the organism in Eukaryota, Metazoa, Chordata, Mammalia, Afrosoricida, Tenrecidae. The coding region runs from base 367 to 1794 and encodes 475 amino acids. The transcript has 5 exons. Gene Ontology annotation, molecular function: protein binding; zinc ion binding. Gene Ontology annotation, biological process: positive regulation of canonical NF-kappaB signal transduction; innate immune response. The record is from RefSeq and is a predicted model, not a curated record.
CCUUCUGCACCCCCUUCUCCCAGCACCCAUCCCUCCGGACUGUCCCCUCCUCUAGAACCUCCACGUCCGGAUCUCUUCCCUUCGGACACCCACGGCCCUCUCCCUCCAGCACCCAUCGCGCUGGGUUACCCCCUACCUCGAGACCACCCUCCCGGGCUCACAUCCCGGGUAGCCGCUGCCCCCCGCACCUCUUUCCCCGCGUUACCUCCCUGCCGGACAGUACCCCUUUCCAUCCCCGGUGGCUCCUACCCCAGCCUCGCCGGGCUUCGUCCCCGCACCCAUCCCUCAGUGCUGCCCCUGUCAACGCCGCGCGCUCCCGGCCGCCCCCCAGCCUCUCGGGCCCCCCGCGCCGCCGCCCCGGGCGCCAUGGCGUGCAGCCUCAAGGAUGAGCUGCUCUGCUCCAUCUGCCUGAGCAUCUACCAGGACCCGGUGAGCCUGGGCUGCGAGCACUACUUCUGCCGCCGCUGCAUCACCGAGCACUGGGUGCGGCAGGAGGCGCAGGGCGCCCGCGACUGCCCCGAGUGCCGGCGCACGUUCGCCGAGCCCGCGCUCGCGCCCAGCCUCAAGCUGGCCAACAUCGUGGAGCGCUACAGCGCCUUCCCGCUGGACGCCAUCCUCAACGCGCGCCGCGCCGCGCGACCCUGCCAGGCGCACGACAAGGUCAAACUCUUCUGUCUCACGGACCGCGCGCUGCUCUGCUUCUUCUGCGACGAGCCCGCGCUGCACGAGCAGCACCAAGUCACCGGCAUCGACGAUGCCUUCGAGGAGCUGCAGAGGGAGCUGAAGGAGCAGCUUCAGGCCCUUCAGGACAGCGAGCGUGAGCACACGGAGGCACUGCAGCUGCUCAAACGCCAGGUGGCUGAGACCAAGUCUUCCACCAAGAGCCUGCGGACCACCAUCGGCGAGGCCUUCGAGAGGCUGCACCGGCUGCUGCGCGAGCGGCAGAAGGCCAUGCUGGAGGAGCUGGAGGCGGACACGGCGCGCACGCUGACCGACAUCGAGCAGAAAGUGCAGCGCUACAGCCAGCAGCUGCGCAAGGUGCAGGAGGGGGCGCAGAUCCUGCAGGAGCGGCUGGCUGAAACCGACCGGCACACCUUCCUAGCCGGGGUGGCCUCACUGUCUGAGAGGCUCAAGGGGAAGAGCCACGAGACCAACCUGACCUACGAAGACUUCCCAACCUCCAAGUACACGGGCCCCCUGCAGUACACCAUCUGGAAGUCCCUGUUCCAAGACAUCCAUCCAGUGCCAGCCGCCCUGACCCUGGACCCAGGCACUGCCCACCAACGUCUGAUCCUGUCUGAUGACUGCACCAUUGUGGCCUACGGCAACCUGCACCCCCAGCCGCUGCAGGACUCGCCAAAGCGCUUCGACGUGGAGGUGUCGGUGCUUGGCUCCGAGGCCUUCAGCGGUGGGGUGCACUACUGGGAGGUGGUGGUGGCGGAGAAGACUCAGUGGGUGAUCGGGCUGGCCCAUGAGGCCGCCAGCCGCAAGGGCAGCAUCCAGAUCCAGCCCAGCCGGGGCUUCUACUGCAUCGUCAUGCACGACGGCAACCAGUACAGCGCCUGCACAGAGCCGUGGACCCGGCUCAACGUCCGUGACAAGCUCGACAAGGUGGGCGUCUUCCUGGACUACGACCAGGGCCUGCUCACCUUCUACAACGCCGACGACAUGUCCUGGCUCUACACCUUCCGCGAAAAGUUCCCAGGCAAGCUCUGCUCCUACUUCAGCCCCGGCCAGAGUCACGCCAACGGCAAGAACGUGCAGCCGCUGCGGAUCAACACCAUCCGCAUCUAGUGUGGCCAGCACAAGCGCUGCCCACCUGGGGCUGUGGCCACCCACCAGCAAGAGCCCGGCCCAGGAGGCGAGAGGCCUGGGGUCUCUCCUGGCUUGGCCUCCCGGAGACACAAGCCAGUGCACCCGUCAGCCUCCGUGUCCCUAUCUGUACACUGGAGCGGGCACCCACAGUCCCUAACUAAGCUCGUUUCCAGCACUGAUGUUCCCUGUCUCCCUGACCUUGAUGGGGACCCAGUCUUUGGUCCAAGGAUGUGAAUUGUCAACCCCUGCCUGACCUUCAUCCCCUUCCUCUCGAGCCAGGGAGCUACCUCCUCCGUUUCCCUCCAGCCCAGGUGCCGUGGACUCAGGAUAUGCCAAGGUAUUGCCAGCAGGUGGCAGCUCUGCAGAGACACGCAACUUGUCUCUGCUCCCUGGCCUAUGACUUGCCCCUGGCCAGACGGAUGAUGGGCUUUUGGGCCUUUGAGUUCUGCCAACAGAACUCCGUUCUAGGACUUCCUGAGAACCGCCCUCCCGACAUCCCUCACCACACGCACCACAUGGUUCCUGCUUGCCCCACUGAUCUGCAGGUCACCGGUGCCACCGUGAGGGGGUGCUGACCUGCAGAAGGCGGCUCGUAGUUGGACACACAUGCAACAGUCGCCGUGCCACCUUCCUGCCCACAGACCUAAAGAUGGGCAAGGGCACCCCUCUCCCCACCCCACAGGCUGACACAGCCCAUUUCCCUAAGGGCACCUGCAGGAUGAGUACCACUGGGUGACCCGAGUCCCCAGAACCUGGAAACCAGAGUGCAGCCAGCCCUCAGCAGCGGGGCCUCUGUGCCCAGGCCAGCACGCAAGGAGGCUGCUGGGAGCAUUUGUUUGAGUGAGCCUGGGCCUGGCGAGUCCCCUCCUCAGACAGUAGGGCUCUGUUGCCGACAACAGGAGCCCCUUCAGCUAGCCUCAACAAAGGAUUCCUUUUCAGGUCCCCGGAGACUUAGCAAAUCAGUAGAAGGGCUGCAGGAGUCAGCUCUCUGGUGCAUUUCCAGGAACAACUCCCAGCCCCCCCCGACUCACGAAGCCUCUAUUGUGACCAGGACAGCUGCUCCCACCUGCAGGAAGCCACUGCCCCCCGGAAGCUGCCGGCUGCAGACCCGCUGCCUCUGCUGCUGUCCGUGCCAUGGCAGCAAAUGGAUGUCCCCAGACUGGCCUCUGCCUCCACUGAACUCUGUUCCCAGGGAUUCAGCAUGGGGAAACCUCAUUCAGAUCCCGAACCUUCACUGCAGGGAAGUCUGGGGAAUGUAGUAUCUCCCUUGCCAGGCUCCGCAGCACAAGACCCGAGCUAGAAGGGGGUCUGAGCAAGGGCGUCCUUGCCGUCCGCUGCAGCACCCAGCAUACAGAGUCCACCUCUCAGCGUGGACUUUGGGGCGGCAGACUCUCGGGUGUCCUGCCCUGGGGCUCUGUCCCUGCCCACGAUCAGGAACCUGCGGAAUUCAGGACCAAGCCAAAAUACCUCCUCAGCCUUGGCCUUUCUUUCUGGUCGUGGGGCCUGGGUUCUGCAUUUAAAGUCUCUGCCCAUGUCAACGCCGAGAGAAUCGCUGGCCCACCUCACUGCUGUCCCCUGGGGCCUCACCUGGGCAAGUGGAGCCCUCACCCCACCCCUUUAAGCUACCAUGUCUCUGGACCACUCCCAUGGAUUUUUUUUUUUUAAUUUAAAAUGUCACCCAUUUUGUGAGUUAAGAAUGAAUUUGUAUUAAAGUUACACGAUGCGUGGUCA